GAACGCGAGGCGAAAAACGCGAAGCGUGUGUUUCGGGCCGACAGCAGAUGCGAUAUCAGCGGCGGUGAUCAGUGCCGUUCUCGAGGUUCGCGCGCGGCGAUAGGGCGAUCUCGCUGGACAAUGCUGUCGCGACAGUGACAACAUCACGGUGUAUAUCGUGGCGGCGGCAGCGGCGACGACGGCCGACGGCGACGAAGGCGGCGGCGGCGGUGGUUUUGCGCGUGUAUUUACCACUCCUGCGGUGCGUCGCGCGACGACGACGUGCCCCCUCGGUCUUGCCCCUUCGCUAUCGUCCUCCGGCGGCCCCCGCGGAGAGGACAGCCCGGCCGUAUUCACCGCGGUGAAAACGAUGUCAGGAUACCGCAAGGUAAACUAUUACGAGCUGUGCAGACUGUGUACCAGCAGCGAGGGCAACAAGAUGAACAUAUUCCGCGACGAGGGCCGCAGGCGACAGUUGCAGACGAAGAUACAGACGUAUCUACCGAUACAGGUUAUGGAAGACGACUCGUUACCAAAAAUUGUAUGCCACGAGUGUGUCAAAAAAUUGGAGAGCUACAUCGAAUUCCGGGAAACUGUGGUUAAUGCGGAGGGCAUGUUGGAAUCCUAUUUCACAUCGCUUCGCUUCUCCGAGGACUUUCUGAAGGAAGGGAAAGUAUAUGUGAAGAAUACCGAGAAGGAAAGGCCAUCCACACCUGAGGAUGAGGUCUUAAAGUCAAUGGAAAAAGUGCCAACACCAACAGGAGGUCAAAUAAUAAGUAACGAACAACAGAUACAGCAUCAACAAUCUGUCGUGGUCGGCAGUGUAAAUGCUUCUAAUAUACAAAUCGUCGGUGGAGUUCAAGCCAGAGUCCAGCAGUACAAAUGUGCAAGUUUGCAGAUGCAAUCAGGCGGUAUAACAGCAUCUGUCGUUGAAUCUACGGCAGAGACCCAUUACAGUUACCAACAGCAGACGUCUCAAGUGUCACCGCAACAAUCAAACGAAACGCAAAAUCAAAUUGGCGAACAGCAAAGCCAGCCUCCUGCGAUUCAGCAGCAGCAGCAGCAAGCGCAGAACCAAAUACAAAAUCAUAGUCAGAUAAGUCAGCAAGUGCAAUCUCAGAGGCCGAUUUCCCAACAGUUGAGCCAGCCGGCUCAACUGCCUCAGCAGCAGAAUCAAAAUCAAAUCGGUCAACAGCAGGGCCAGAUCUCGCAGCAGCUCCAACAGCUGCAGAGGCAACAACACGAAUUUGAGAAGCAGCACAGACAACUUCAGCAACUCGAGAAGCAGCAAGUGCAGAUCGGAACGCAACAGGAAUUGAAGCAAGAGUCGUCUGUUGUGCAUCAAAACAAUAAUGUCGUCCUCAAGACCGAGGCAGACAUAGAACCGGCUCAGCAAAUCAUACAAAAGAUACAAUCCGAAGCGCAGAAGGACGAAUCUCCUAAUCCAAAUGUACAAACUUAUACGGCGGUGCAAGCAGCGCCGGAGGUAUAUUUAAAUUUGGGCUUCAAGGAGAGUCCGAUGACCCCGACGGUUCGAGACGACGAGAAAGAUUAUAAAGAAUUUUCAGCAAAGGCGUCGCCGGAGGAUGGGAUGUCCCGCAACUCGAUCGAGCAGAUCAGAGAAUUCCUGCGGCUCAGAUCAGGACCGGACUCAGCGCCCAUAAUCUCCGUAAGUAAUCAAGCAAUCUCGCAGACCGGGAGAAACGUCUGUCGCGAUUGUGGUAAAAGCUUCCCUUCGUUAAAUCAAUUGAACAAUCAUAAUUGCAAUGUCGAGACGCUUAUAAACGAGCCAUCGGAUACCGGAAGUAAGGAGGAUCCCUUACAGCCCAAUCUAAACCCUUUUAAUUGUGACAUCUGUGGUAAACCGUUCAAACGGAAAGAACAUCUCUUUCAGCAUCGGAAAUUGCACACCGGUGAGCGGCCAUACGUGUGCACAACGUGUACAAAAGCGUUCAGCCGUAAGGAACACUUGGUCAGACACUCGGUGUCUCAUACCGGACAAAAAAUGCACGAAUGUGAAAUGUGUGGUAAAAGUUUCUCGCGCAAGGAUAAUCUGCAUAAACAUCGGAAAACGCACGGUGUGUCCGGUCCCUACGUUUGCGAGACCUGUGGAAAGUCGUUUGUGGUGAAACAUUAUUACGUGAUGCAUCUAACUACCCAUGCAGCGUCUGUCCCGGACGGUUUAAAUUGCCCAGACCCGUUGCCGUACAAAUGUGACAUAUGUCACAAAGCAUUUUCCGUGAAACAGUAUCUCACUACGCAUAAAAUCAGACACAGAUCGAAGAAUAAUAAUAACAGCUCCGCGCAGAACAGUUUAAACGGGCAUCAGCAACAGCAACAGCCGCAGCAAACGGACGCUGCGAGUAAUGUGAACGUAGUAACGAGUAAUGUCGCUAAUACUGGGAAUUUAAAUAACAAUAACGGACAAUCUAAUAACGAGACGACUGUCGAAAUGCAGAGCGUCAUAGAACGUAAUGAGCAGGCUAAUGGGUCAUUCGCUAACGGUCAGUAUCAUACUAAUAUACAAGAUUUUCAAUGAGAUAAGGGGAAGCGUGUCUAUUAUGUUCUCUUGCCGAACGGUAACAAUCAUAAGAUCGUGGUUGUAUAAGCAAGGGAAAUUAUGACGCGCCGAAGUAUUUUCUUAUAUGGUUUUCCUCCUUGUGAAUGGUUUUUUGUACUUUAAUAUUACAAGAAAGAUGAAUACGUGAUUUGGACAAAUUCGAUAUUUUGGUGUAUACACACACACAUACACACACACACACACACACACAUCAGGCAGAAGGUCUGUUGAAUGGCUUAGAAGCUCCCUGAACACGAUGUAAAUAUCAUAAGUGGAGUAUGUUAUAUAUAGGAUGAUUCUUAAUUGCACGGCAAUACUUUAACAGAUAGAAUUCUUGAGAUGUGGCUCUUGAAGGGAGGCUCGUGGUGACGUACAAUUAGCGGUCAUCCUGUAUUUUUCCAACAAAAUUACCUGUAUGGAAUGCAUGCCGUAGUUUUGGAAUGAAUGCUCACUUGUAUUCAACAUUUGAAAAAAAAAAAGUAUGUGUUGCUAACACAUGGUCUGUCAUAAAGGUAAUGGGAUCGAUCUUCGAAAUUCGAGGCAAUGUGCCAAUGCUGAGUAUCAAAAUUGCAAUGCAAUGAAAUUAAGUGAGUAAUUAGGAAUAAAGUUUAGUUUUAAGAUUAGAAAUUCGCGGAUAGACCAAUAUAUAAUUCUCUUAUUUCAGAGAAAUAUUUUGAUAUGUUGGUCUCAUCCUUAUAUAUAUAUAUAUAUAUUUAUCCAUUAUCUUCGUGACAGACCACACAUUUAUGGAAACAUAGUCAUAAGAUUGUUUCAAUUGUUGACCAAAGUGAUCUCAUCGAUAUCCUAUUAUCGAUAUAUUAGAAAGAUUAUAAUAUAUGAGAAACAUAAAUAAUUUCCGACAACACGGUAUUAAAUUUCCAACAUGCGGUGUGCAUUGAGUUCUCGGUCCUCAAUUGAAUAACAUAUUUGCCAUUGUAUGUGAACGUCGUCAGUUGUGACAGCUUUGUAUGAAGCCUAUUUUUUUUUUAAGUCGGUAAUUGCAACAAUCUGUGGCCACUUUGACAAGACAUUCUAGAAACAUAUGAUUUUUAUGUAUAUCUAGGAUACAAGACAAAAACUAAGACCAAAGAAAUCUAUAUAUUAUGUAUAAAAUGGAUAAAUAAUUAUUAAAUAGAGAUAUAUAGAUAAAAGAGGGACGGGACCGGAGGUUUGCUAACUUGGCUAACUGUGUUGUGAUUCGAGAAGUUAGAUAAAUAUACUGUGUAGUAUAUGUUAUUGAUCUACAAAAUGGCUUUUAAUUUUCAGUUGUCGAUUAAUAAAAAAGUGUGCCAUAGCAUGGUUUCUGGAAAUGAAAAAUAUAUAUGUAUAGAUAUAUAUAUAUAUAUAUAUAUAGUUACAUAAAUACAUAUGAUUCAUUAGAUUUUUAGUAUGCUACUGACCAAAAGCAAAGAGAAAUUGUGCUAAUCAUCGCAUUUCUCCAAUCGUAUUCGCUUACAUGUCAUAAAUUAUGAUUAAGUAGUACCUCUUAUCUUAAUUUAUAUCUUCGAAAAUAAACAUUUAUUUAGCGAAUAAGAUUAUACAUAGGGGGCAUGUCUUUAUGGUGUGGGGGUCAUAUAUAUAUAUAUAUACACACACAUAUAUAUAUAUAUAUAUAUAUUGUGUAAUUUUUAGAUUUGGAUACUUUCUCUAUACACAAGCAAAAAUUUAAAUAUUUGAUAUUUAAUAGUUAUUUUAGUAUUAUAUUUAUACAUAUGUAACGCGAAAUGUUCUUCGGGAGUCCAUAGGCCAUGUUCACAUAUCCACAUUUGGCAAUAUGUGUCUGACAGAAAGAUCACAUUAAAUGUUAUAAUAAUCUAAGAAUUGUACGGAAAUAUACUUAGUGUUGUACGGGAUGUGGAAUGUGAAUGUGUGCCCAUUUCCAAAUUAUUGUCAUUUGGCGAUAAUGUCUAGGUAUUAAACAUUAAUUACUUCUACAUUUAGCAUUAUGGUAUAACGAUGAAGAAUGUAUUUUAUAUAGGAUCUGGAAGGAUCUAUUUUAUUGCGAAUUUUGUUAAAAAAAUAAUUCUUCAAUGAGUCAUGUAGAAGAUUAGAUAGAUUUAAGUGUAAAACUGAGAUAGUAUCUAUAUAUGUAUUAACAUUUUUUUGAGUAUAUAUUAUUUGUUAAAAUACGUUUUCUUUUACUCAAAGGAUUUUUUUUAUAGCAACUGUACAUUUUAACAAAAGAGUAUCAGAUUUUAAAGAUCUUCAACAGUACAAAGAAUUUAAUUUUGUUUAGUGCUUAGAUAUUUUGUUAUAACGCAGUUCUUGUACAUAUUGAAGCAGAAGUGAUGAGUUUAAGACUGUAUCUCUAUAUCACCAGAUUUAGGUGUGUGUUGGAAGUAUAUAGAUCUAUAAUGAUGUAUAUAUAACGCGGUCCAGUAUAUAAGACAAAAACUGUUAAUAUACUGUUUCUAACAUGAUGAUAUUUUCAGCAGAGCAUAUGCAAAUUACCUGUAUUGAUUUUAAACUCGUGCAAACCAGAAAUGUUAUCCAAAGACGCAGCAACUCUUUUAAGUUUAAACAGAGGAAUUAUUUUAGAUGAGUUGUGCUUAUUACACCCGAGUACAUAGUCCAUUCAUUGACUAAAGACUCGAUUGUAAACUGAAAUAUAAAUUUUUAUCAACAGCCCCCUGCCUUGU
Messenger RNA from Dinoponera quadriceps, 5178 nucleotides. Its product is annotated as zinc finger protein 613-like. NCBI's taxonomy places the organism in Eukaryota, Metazoa, Arthropoda, Insecta, Hymenoptera, Formicidae. Bases 350 to 2518 code for a protein of 722 amino acids. Gene Ontology annotation, molecular function: zinc ion binding. The record is from RefSeq and is a predicted model, not a curated record. Gene Ontology annotation, cellular component: nucleus. The transcript is spliced from 3 exons.